UAAAAUAUGAAAAUGGUGGAUGUGUGGCGAUCGGUUUGAGGCUUGUUAAAAGUGUUUGUUUUCUUCAAUUUACUGAGAGUUUAAUAAUCAUUCAGAAACCAUGGCUGAUGCUGCGGCCAGGCAGCUUCAGUACGAGUACAAAGCGAAUUCCAAUUUGGUGUUACAAGCUGAUGUCCGUCUGAUAGAAAGGAGAAGUCGCGAUGAGGCCACUGGUGAGGUUAUCUCCCUUGUGGGCAAACUGUCCGGCACCAAAAUGGGUGACAGGGCACAGAGAAGUAGGCCAGGCAAAGCGGAGGAACGUAAAGUCAAGCGACAGAAGAGAGAUGAGGCCCAGUACGAUUUCACCAGGAUGAAGGGAGCCACUCUGUUGUCUGAGGGUGUGGAUGAGAUGGUUGGAAUUAUUUACAGACCGAAAACUCAGGAGACAAGGCAAACCUAUGAAGUGCUGUUGAGCUUCUUGCAGGAAGCUCUCGGAGAUCAGCCAAGAGAUAUAUUGUGUGGAGCUGCCGACGAGGUCUUGACGGUUCUGAAAAAUGAUCGUCUGAAGGAGAAAGAGAAGAAGAAGGAGGCAGAAACGUUGAUCGGUCCAAUCGCCGAGGAGAGGUUCGCGCUGCUGGUGAAUCUCGGCAAGAAAAUCACCGAUUUCGGAAACGAGGAGAACAAAGCGACGACCAACGAAGAGCAAAUCGAUGAGACGUACGGUAUAAACGUGCAGUUCGAAGAAUCCGAAGAGGAGGACGAUGAGGAUAUGUACGGUGAGAUCAGAGAGGAGAUGGACGAUGACGAGGGGGAGGAGGCCAGAGAGGAUGGAGCCAUCCACGCCGAAAACUUGGGCGGAGUCGAGAACGAGAUGAAGAAGGAGAAGGCUUUGCAUCCUCUGGAUAUAGAUGCUUAUUGGCUGCAAAGGCGAUUAUCGAAGAUUUACGAUGAUGCCAUGAUGUCGCAGGCGAGGGCCGCCGAAGUGCUGAACGUGUUGCGCGACGCAAACGAUGAUCGUGAGUGCGAAAACCAAUUGGUUCUAUUGUUGGGUUACGAUUGUUUCGAUUUCAUAAAGCAGUUGAAGAAGUAUCGUCAGAUGAUCCUGUACUGCACGAUGCUGGCGAAAUCGCAAAGCGAGACGGAACGUUCGAAGAUCCGCGAGAAGAUGAGCGAAGACCCCUCGCUGUCGAGGAUACUUAAAGUGUUGGAUACUGGUAAAGGCGAUGAUGAUGAUGACGACGAUUCGAACGUGCGUUCGUCAACACGUAAGAACCAAGACAAGAAUUCCGAUAACGCUGGUGGACAAAUCACCGGCUCGAGACAGCUGAUCGAUUUCGAAGAUCUGGUCUUUAAUCAGGGCUCGCAUUUCAUGGCGAAUAAGAGAUGCCAGUUGCCGGGCGGGUCAUUCAGGAAGCAGAGGAAAGGCUACGAGGAAGUGCACGUGCCGGCCUUAAAACCGAAACCGUUCAACGAUAACGAGAAGUUGAAGCCCGUGGAUGAGCUUCCCAAGUACGUGCAACCAGUUUUCGAUGGGUUCCGCACUCUGAACAGAAUCCAAAGCAGGCUGUACAAAACGGCGUUGGAAUCCGACGAGAAUUUACUGCUGUGCGCCCCAACUGGUGCAGGUAAAACCAACGUUGCACUGUUGACGAUGAUGCGCGAAAUCGGGAAGCACAUCAACGACGAUGGAACCAUUAACGCGGACGACUUCAAAAUAAUCUACGUCGCUCCCAUGCGAUCCUUGGUACAGGAAAUGGUGGGUAAUUUCGGUAAGAGAUUAGCCAAUUACAAUUUGACCGUGUCCGAGUUGACUGGAGAUCAUCAACUGACCAGAGAGCAGAUUGCCGCCACGCAAAUCAUCGUUUGCACGCCGGAGAAAUGGGACAUCAUUACGCGCAAAGGCGGAGAGAAGACUUUCACGUCCUUGGUGAGAUUGAUUAUUAUUGAUGAAAUUCAUCUUUUGCACGACGAAAGAGGUCCUGUAUUGGAGGCUCUCGUUGCCAGAACCAUUAGGAUGAUUGAAUCCACGCAGGAAGAUGUUAGAUUGGUGGGAUUGUCAGCUACAUUGCCCAAUUACCAAGACGUCGCCACGUUCUUGCGUAUUAAGCCUGAGACUGGUCUGUUUUACUUCGAUAACAGUUUUAGGCCUGUGGCGCUGGAGCAGCAGUACAUUGGGGUGACCGAGAAGAAAGCUUUGAAGAGGUAUCAAGUUAUGAACGAGAUCGUUUAUGAGAAGACGAUGGAACAUGCAGGAAGGAAUCAGGUGUUGAUUUUCGUGCAUUCGCGCAAGGAGACCGGGAAAACGGCGCGCGCUAUUAGAGAUAUGUGCUUGGAAAAGGACACGCUGGGGCAGUUCCUUAAAGAGGGUUCAGCAUCCAUGGAAGUGUUGCGUACCGAAGCGGAGCAGGUGAAGAAUCAAGAGUUGAAAGAUCUGUUGCCGUAUGGUUUCGCCAUCCAUCACGCCGGAAUGACGCGUGUGGACAGGACGCUGGUGGAGGAUUUGUUCGCUGAUAGGCACAUCCAAGUUCUGGUGUCUACAGCCACCCUUGCGUGGGGUGUUAAUUUACCUGCUCAUACUGUGAUCAUCAAGGGAACGCAGAUCUACAACCCAGAGAAAGGCAGAUGGGUCGAGCUGGGCGCACUCGACGUGCUCCAAAUGUUGGGCAGAGCCGGUCGUCCGCAGUACGAUACCAAAGGUGAGGGCAUCUUAAUUACCAAUCACAGUGAGCUGCAGUAUUACCUGUCGCUGCUAAACCAGCAGCUACCAAUUGAAUCGCAGAUGAUCACCAAACUGCCGGACAUGCUGAAUGCGGAGAUCAUUCUCGGCACCGUGCAGAACGUCAAAGACGCGGUAAAUUGGCUCGCAUACACUUAUCUGUACGUACGUAUGCUGAGGCAGCCCACCUUGUACGGAAUAUCUCACGAUCAGCUGAAAUCCGAUAGUUUAUUGGAGCAGCAUUGCGGCGAUAUCAUCCAUACGGCUGCAUUGAUCUUGGACAGGAGCGGCCUCAUCAAGUACGACAGAAAGACCGGGCUAUUCCAGGUAACUGAAAUCGGCAGGAUAGCAUCGCAUUACUACUGCACGCACGAGACUAUGGCCACCUACAAUCAACUGCUGAAGCCGAUGUUGAGCGAGAUCGAGCUGUUCCGUGUGUUCUCGCUAUCCGGUGAGUUCAGGAACAUCGCCGUGAGAGAGGAGGAGAAAAUGGAGUUGCAGAAGUUGAUGGAACGCGUGCCGAUUCCUAUCAAGGAGAGCAUCGAAGAGCCCAGCGCCAAAGUCAACGUCCUCCUUCAAGCCUACAUUUCCCAGCUGAAGCUCGAAGGAUUCGCCCUGAUGUCCGACAUGGUGUACGUAACGCAAUCGGCAUCUCGUCUGAUGCGCGCCAUAUUCGAGAUUGUGCUGCAUCGGGGUUGGGCUCAACUCACCGACAAAACCCUGGCGCUCUGCAAGAUGAUCGAUAAGCGCAUGUGGCAAUCCAUGUCACCUCUGAGACAGUUCAGAAAGAUGCCCGAGGAAAUCGUCAAGAAGAUCGAAAAGAAGAACUUCCCGUGGGAGCGACUCUACGACAUCGGCCCCAACGAAAUUGGUGAGCUGAUCCGUGUCCCCAAGUUGGGCAAAACCAUACACAAGUACGUGCAUCAGUUCCCCAAGUUGGAGUUGUCCACGCACAUCCAGCCCAUCACCAGAUCCACCCUGCGUGUUGAAUUAACCAUCACACCCGAUUUCCAAUGGGAUGAAAAGCUGCACGGAGCCUCCGAAGGCUUCUGGAUUUUAGUCGAGGAUGUCGACAGCGAAGUCAUCCUACACAACGAGUACUUCUUGCUCAAAUCGAAGUUCGCCAACGACGAGCAUUUGGUCAAAUUCUUCGUGCCGAUUUUCGAGCCUCUACCACCGCAGUACUUCCUGCGCGUCGUCUCCGACAGAUGGAUCGGGGCUGAGACUCAGUUGCCCGUUUCGUUCAGGCAUCUGAUCUUGCCAGAGAAGAACUUCCCGCACACCGAAUUGCUCGAUCUGCAGCCGCUGCCGAUCACGGCGUUGAGGAACGCUUGCUACGAGUCUCUGUACAACGGGAAAUUCCCGCAAUUCAAUCCGAUACAGACGCAAGUCUUCAAUGCAGUCUACAACAGCGAUGACAACGUGUUCGUGGGCGCUCCCACCGGUUCGGGCAAGACGACGAUCGCUGAAUUUGCAGUGCUGCGAUUGUUCCAAGUGAAUCCGGAAGGAAAGUGCGUGUAUCUGGUACCUAAAGAAGCAUUGGCCGAAUUAGUCUUCACCGAGUGGCACAAUAAGUUCGGGCAGUUGCUUGGCAAGAAAGUGGUCCUGCUGACUGGCGAGACCGGCACCGAUUUGAAGCUGCUGGCCAAAGGGCAGAUCGUAGUUACGACGGCGGAGAAAUGGGAUGUGCUGUCCAGGCGUUGGAAGCAGAGGAAGAACGUGCAGAACGUCAACCUGUUCAUCGUAGAUGAGUUGCACCUGAUCGGAGGCGAGGAUGGACCUGUAAUCGAGGUGGUCUGCUCGAGGAUGAGGUAUAUCAGUUCGCAGAUCGAAAAACCAAUUAGGAUAGUGGCACUCUCCGCUUCUUUGACCGAUUACAAGGAUGUGGCGCAGUGGCUGGGGUGCAACGCGAAUUGCACCUUCAAUUUCCAGCCGAGCGUGAGGCCUAUCCCGCUGGAGUUGCACGUGCAAGGUAUCAACAUCACCCACAAUGCGUCCAGAUUGAUCGCGAUGUCAAAGCCAGUCUACAAUGCCAUCAUCAGGCACAGCUCGCACAAACCUGUAAUUAUUUUCGUUCCGACGAGGAAGCAGGCCCGAUUGACCGCCAUCGACCUGCUGACGUACGCCGCGGCUGAGAAUCAGCCCAACCGAUUCUUCCACGCCGAGGAGGAGGAUAUCAAACCCUUCCUGGACAGGAUGACGGAUAAAACGCUGAAGGAAACUCUGUCGCAGGGAGUCGCUUACAUGCACGAAGGUUUAACACCGAGCGAUCAUCGUUUGGUCGAACAGCUGUUUGAUUCCGGUGCGGUCCAAGUGGCCGUCGUCACCAGAGAUUUAUGCUGGGGCGUCAACAUUUUCGCCCAUCUGGUAAUUAUAAUGGACACUCAAUUCUACAACGGAAAGGUGCACGCUUACGAAGAUUACCCUGUCAACGAUGUCCUGCAAAUGGUUGGAAGGGCGAAUCGACCAUUGGACGAUGACGACGCUAAAUGCGUUCUGAUGUGUCAAAGCUCCAAGAAGGAUUUCUUCAAGAAGUUCUUGAACGAUUCGCUCCCCGUCGAGAGCCAUUUGGAUCACAGGAUGCACGAUCACUUCAACGCAGAGAUCGUCACCAAGACGAUCGAGAACAAACAGGAUGCAGUGGAUUACCUCACCUGGACCUUCCUGUAUCGCAGGUUAACGCAGAAUCCCAAUUAUUAUAAUUUGCAAGGUGUCACGCACAGACACUUAUCCGAUCAUUUGUCUGAGCUGGUGGAGAACACUUUAUCAGAUUUGGAGCAAUCCAAGUGUAUUAGCAUCGAGGAGGAGAUGGACUGUUUACCGUUGAAUUUGGGUAUGAUCGCUGCCUAUUAUUAUAUUAAUUACACGACGAUAGAGAUGUUCAGUUUGUCGCUGAGCAGCAAGACCAAGAUCAGAGGGUUGAUUGAAAUUAUAUCGUCCGCGGCGGAGUACGAAGAUGUGCCGGUGCGGCAUCACGAAGAUAACCUGCUGAGGACGCUGUCGCAGCGUCUACCGAACAAGUUGAAUUCGUCAGCCGGUCCACCCAAAUACAACGAUCCCCAUAACAAGACCAAUUUGCUGCUGCAGGCGCAUCUUUGUCGUCUCCAGUUGGGAGCCGAACUCCAAGGCGAUACAGAAGUGAUUUUGGCAAAGGCCAUCAGAUUGAUUCAAGCCUGCGUCGACGUGCUCAGUUCGAACGGCUGGUUGAGUCCCGCCGUCGCCGCCAUGGAACUCGCGCAGAUGGUAACGCAAGCUAUGUGGAGCAAGGAUUCCUAUCUGAAGCAAUUACCGCACUUUGGUAACGACAUCAUCAAACGGUGCACCGAGAAGAACGUGGACACUGUGUUCGACAUCAUGGAAUUGGAGGACGAGGAUCGCUCCAAGCUGCUGCAAUUGAGCGACGCGCAGAUGGCCGACGUCGCCAAGUUCUGUAAUCGUUACCCGAACAUCGAGAUGAGCUACGAGGUGCUGGACAAGGAGAAGAUCCAUUCCGGCUCGUCGGUGCACGUUGCUGUGCAGCUGGAGCGAGAGGACGAAGUAACCGGCCCGGUGAUCGCACCGUUCUUCCCUCAGAAACGUGAGGAGGGUUGGUGGGUCGUGAUCGGGGAUCCGAAAAGCAACUCGCUGCUGUCCAUCAAACGGCUGACUCUGCAACAGAAGGCCAGGGUCAAGCUGGACUUCGUCGCCCCGAGCCCCGGACACCAUAAUUACACGCUGUACUUCAUGAGCGAUGCCUAUCUCGGAUGCGACCAGGAGUACAAGUUCACCAUCGAUGUGGGAGAUUUCGAGUCCAGCGAGAGCGAAUCCGAAUGAUAGCCAGCCAACAGUAGAAGACCGCCCAGCCGUCUACUUACAUUAUUACUUCAGUUUAUUUUUCAUUUUCUUUUUGAUACUUACAUAUAUAAAUGCAGGAUUAAGUUAACAGAACACGACACAUAAUAAAUAUUUAGUUUAAUUGUA
Molecule: messenger RNA, 6655 nt
Organism: Nicrophorus vespilloides
Lineage: Eukaryota; Metazoa; Arthropoda; Insecta; Coleoptera; Silphidae
Gene: l(3)72Ab
Product: putative U5 small nuclear ribonucleoprotein 200 kDa helicase
Exons: 4
Coding region: 101-6508 (2135 amino acids)
Cellular component (GO): nucleus
Molecular function (GO): nucleic acid binding; ATP hydrolysis activity; ATP binding
Source: RefSeq, a predicted model, not a curated record